UGAGAUAGGCAGAGAGACGCAAGAAAAAGGUAAUGGACAAGAGAGGAAGAGACGCAAAAAUGGCUGCGGCCGCUCAACCCCAGAGCAGACCCACUUCGACGAGACCCCUCCCUCCACCCCCUCCUCUUCAGUCCAGGGCUCCACCACCAACCCUAGCUCGUCCACGCUUCGAACCAGUCGAUCGUGAAAAGACUUGCCCUCUGUUGCUCCGAGUUUUCACUAAGAUUGGUAGUCAUCAUGGUGAGGAGGAUUUUGUAGUGAGAGGGAAGGAACCGAAGGAUGAGGUUCAAAUUUAUACAUGGAAAGAUGCAACACUCCGUGAAUUGACUGAUCUCGUUAAAGAGGUUGCUCCAGAGGCCAGGAGAAGAAAUGCUAAACUGUCUUUCGCUUUUGUAUAUCCUGAUCAACGUGGUCGUUUUGUGUUGAGAACGGUUGGGAUGACACAUUCUUAUGGAAACGGCAGACGAAUAGACGACAGCAAGUCAUUGGGUGAACUUAGCUUCCAGAUUGGAGAUUACUUAGAUGUGGCAAUCUUGUAGAGGAAAAGGUUGGUGAUGCAUGAAGCGGCUAUACUGUUGUUCUGAGAUUGCAUCUUUGCCAGACUGACUUGAGAAGUUGUUGUUAUGCAUUAGGUUUAUUGAUCCCAUCUGUAUGAGAAUGUGUUUGAAAAAUUUCAAUGCUUUGACUUUACCCGAUGCCUUGUGGGUGCUGCAAUGUAUGAUUUAAGAUAAGAAUUUUGAACUGGAUAAUAUAGUUUGAUCAAAUAUCAUUGGUGUAUCAUUGUUGGUACUUGA
Molecule: messenger RNA, 794 nt
Organism: Alnus glutinosa
Lineage: Eukaryota; Viridiplantae; Streptophyta; Magnoliopsida; Fagales; Betulaceae
Product: histone deacetylase complex subunit SAP18-like
Exons: 6
Coding region: 33-539 (168 amino acids)
Biological process (GO): negative regulation of DNA-templated transcription
Cellular component (GO): nucleus
Molecular function (GO): transcription factor binding; transcription corepressor activity
Source: RefSeq, a predicted model, not a curated record